UUCGGCUCUCGUCUCUUUUCCGGUACAGGCGGCCGUCAGAUUCAGGACAGCGACUACGAGAUCAUCGUCGUCGAUGAGAACAAUCCGUCGGUGCUCGCGGACAACGACUCGCACUCGAGCGGGCCGCCCUCCAUCAAGAGCGUGGACUCGGAUGUGGUGUCGCUGAACAUGAACUCGACGGAGAACGAGGUGCCCGAGGUGGAGUCCUCCAGCGACAUUUUGGCCGACGAUCACAAGCCGAGCAACUCGAACGACGAGAGCUGGACCGAUGUGAAUCUGAAUGAGGACGCCGCCGUGCAGGCAGCGGCCAGUGCUGGACUCGUUGCCGGCCUGGUGGAUGCCAGCGACAGCGGCAAGCAUGACCAGCACCAGCAGCACCAGCACCAGCAGCACCAGCAGCAGCAACAGCAGCAGCAGCAGCAACAGCAGCAACAGGGCGUCUCACGACUGGGCAUGGUCGUGGGCAGUGAGCGCGGCGAUAAGCCCGACUCGGAGAUAUCGGUGGUGCGUGUGCCGGACGGCUAUGGUGUGGGUGGUGCUGGCAUUGCCGCUGGCGGUGCUGGUGGUGCGAACACCGUGCCCGGCGCACAGGCUCAGCAGCAGCAGCAGCAGCGCACGCGACCCGAUGAGCUGCCCAUGAAGCCGCCGGCGCUGGUUGCCCAGCUGCCGCUGACGACGCCGUCGCGCGAGGCCAGCCUUACGCAGAAGCUGGAGAUAGCCCUGGGUCCAGUGUGUCCGCUGCUGCGCGAAAUCAUGGUGGACUUUGCGCCGUUCCUCUCCAAGACGCUGGUCGGCUCGCACGGUCAGGAGCUGCUGAUGGAGGGCAAGGGUCUGACCACGUUCAAGAACUCGCACUCUGUCGUCGAGCUGGUCAUGCUGCUCUGCUCGCAGGAGUGGCAGAACAGCCUGCAGAAGCACGCCGGCCUCGCCUUCAUCGAGCUGAUCAACGAGGGCCGGCUGCUCUCGCACGCCAUGAAGGAUCACAUUGUGCGCGUGGCCAACGAGGCUGAGUUCAUACUGAACCGCAUGCGCGCCGACGACGUGCUCAAGCACGCCGACUUCGAGUCGCAGUGCGCCCAGACGCUGCUCGAGCGGCGCGAGGAGGAGCGCAUGUGCGACCACCUGAUCACAGCCGCACGCCGUCGCGACAAUGUCAUCGCCAGCCGACUCCUGGAGAAGGUGCGCAACAUAAUGUGCAAUCGUCAUGGCGCCUGGGGCGAUGCCAACGGCAUUGGCUCCAUCACCAGCUCGCUGACGGCGACCGUGGGCCCGCUGGCGAAGACCACCUACUGGAAGCUGGACGCCUGGGAGGACGACGCACGUCGUCGCAAGCGCAUGGUGCAGAACCCGCGCGGCUCCUCGCAUCCGCAGGCCACGCUGAAGGCGGCGCUGGAGAACGGCGCACCGGAGGACGCCAUUCUGCAGACACGGGACGAGUUCCACACACAGAUUGCGGUGUCCCGGGCGCACCCCUCGUCGCAGCACAACAGCGAGCUGCUGGACGACGCCGAGCUGCUGAUCGAGGAUCGUGAGCUCGAUCUGGAUCUGACCGGGCCCGUCAACAUCAGCACCAAGGCGCGCCUGAUAGCACCGGGCCUGGUAGCGCCCGGCACCGUCUCGAUCACCAGCACCGAGAUGUUCUUCGAGGUGGACGAGGAUCACCCGGAGUUCCACAAGAUCGACGCCGAGGUGCUCAAGUACUGCGACCAUCUCCACGGCAAGUGGUACUUCUCCGAGGUGCGGGCCAUCUUCUCGCGCCGCUACCUGCUGCAGAACGUGGCGCUGGAGAUCUUCCUGGCCAGCCGCACCUCCAUCCUGUUCGCCUUUCCCGACCAGCACACCGUCAAGAAGGUGAUCAAGGCGCUGCCGCGCGUCGGCGUCGGCAUCAAGUACGGCAUACCGCAGACUCGGCGCGCCUCGAUGAUGUCGCCGCGCCAGCUGAUGCGCAACUCGAACAUGACACAGAAAUGGCAGCGGCGCGAGAUCUCCAACUUUGAGUACUUGAUGUUCCUCAACACGAUCGCCGGCCGCACGUACAACGAUCUGAACCAGUAUCCGAUCUUUCCCUGGGUGCUCACCAACUACGACUCCAAGGAUCUGGACCUCAGCCUGCCCUCCAACUACCGGGAUCUGUCGAAGCCGAUUGGCGCCCUGAAUCCGUCGCGUCGCGCCUACUUCGAGGAGCGCUACGAGAGCUGGGACAGCGACACGAUUCCGCCAUUCCACUAUGGCACGCACUACUCGACCGCCGCAUUCACUCUCAACUGGCUGGUGCGCGUGGAGCCGUUCACGUCCAUGUUCCUGGCACUGCAGGGCGGCAAAUUCGACUAUCCGGAUCGAUUGUUCUCGUCCGUGUCGCUCAGCUGGAAGAACUGCCAGCGCGAUACGUCCGAUGUGAAGGAGCUGAUACCCGAGUGGUAUUUCCUGCCGGAGAUGUUCUACAAUGCGUCCGGCUAUCGGCUGGGCCAUCGUGAGGACGGCGCCCUGGUGGACGACAUCGAGCUACCCCCCUGGGCCAAGACGCCCGAGGAGUUUGUGCGCAUCAAUCGCAUGGCUCUCGAAUCGGAGUUCGUGUCCUGCCAGCUGCACCAGUGGAUCGAUCUGAUAUUCGGCUACAAGCAGCGCGGACCCGAGGCGAUCCGGGCCACCAACGUGUUCUACUAUCUCACCUACGAGGGCAGCGUCGAUCUGGACGGCGUGCUCGAUCCGGUGAUGCGCGAGGCAGUCGAGAAUCAAAUACGCAACUUUGGCCAAACGCCCAGCCAGCUGCUGAUGGAGCCGCAUCCACCGCGCAGCUCGGCCAUGCACCUGUCGCCCAUGAUGUUCAGUGCCAUGCCCGAGGACCUGUGCCAGAUGCUCAAGUUCUAUCAGAAUUCGCCCAUCAUUCACAUCUCGGCCAACACGUAUCCGCAGCUGUCGCUGCCGUCCGUCGUCACGGUGACCGCUGGCCAUCAGUUUGCGGUGAAUCGCUGGAACUGCAACUACACCGCAUCCGUCCAGAGUCCAAGCUAUGCCGAGUCGCCGCAAUCGCCGGGCUCCAAUCAGCCGCUGACCAUUGAUCCAGUGCUGACUGUGCAUGGCACCAACAACAAUAGCCACGCGGUCAGCCGUCGCCAUUUGGGCGACAACUUUAGCCAAAUGCUUAAGAUCCGCUCGAACUGCUUUGUGACCACCGUGGACAGUCGCUUCCUCAUUGCCUGCGGCUUCUGGGACAACAGUUUUCGAGUGUUUGCAACCGAGACAGCGAAAAUCGUGCAAAUCGUCUUUGGGCACUUCGGCGUCGUCACGUGCAUGGCACGCAGCGAGUGCAACAUUACGUCCGACUGCUACAUAGCGUCCGGCUCGGCGGACUGCACCGUGCUGCUCUGGCACUGGAAUGCCCGUACCCAGAGCAUUGUCGGCGAGGGCGACGUGCCCACGCCUCGUGCCACGCUCACGGGUCACGAGCAGGCAGUCACCUCGGUGGUCAUCAGCGCUGAGCUCGGCCUGGUGGUAUCCGGUUCAACGAAUGGUCCCGUUUUGAUACACACAACAUUUGGUGACUUGCUGCGCUCGCUGGACCCGCCCGUGGACUUCCACUCGCCAGAGCUGAUAACCAUGUCGCGCGAGGGCUUCAUAGUCAUCAACUAUGACAAGGGCAACGUCGCGGCCUACACCAUCAAUGGCAAGAAGCUGCGCCACGAGACACACAACGACAAUCUGCAGUGCAUGCUGCUCUCGCGCGAUGGCGAGUAUCUGAUGACCGCCGGAGAUCGCGGCAUUGUCGAGGUGUGGCGCACCUUCAACCUGGCGCCGCUCUAUGCCUUCCCCGCCUGCAAUGCGGGCAUACGCUCGCUGGCUCUCACUCAUGAUCAGAAAUAUUUGCUCGCUGGCCUGUCAACUGGUUCCAUCAUUGUGUUCCACAUUGACUUCAAUCGCUGGCAUCAUGAGUAUCAGCAGCGCUACUAAGCCACGCCCACAGAGCCCCUCAGACCCGCAAGAACAGCUGAAUCAAAAGGAAACCGAAAUGGAUAUGGAAAUGAAAAUGAAAGUGAAAAUGAAGAUGAAAAUGAAGAGAGCUAGCGUGCUUGGGCAGGCAAGUGAAGUGUGGGUGGAAAGAGAACGCAACGAUGUAUUUACGUGCAGAAAGAGAGAGGAGAUACGAGUAUUUGUUUGUUUGUUUGUAUUUUGAUUUUCGGUUUACGAUCGAUAGACAUUUACAAUUCUAGGCUAGUAAGCAAACGAAACUAUAUAUUUUUUUUGUCUAGUAUUACUUAACGUAUAGCAUAUAUUACCUAGUAUGUUGGUGUGAGCCAGUCAAAAACACAUUUUUUUACUAGUUAUACGGCGUCUAGUUGACUAAGUUACAGCAAUGACACAAGCGGAUGGCAGACACAAAAACACGACAAAAUAUUGAGAAAACACAACAAGCAAUCGGCUUAAGUUGAGUAGUUUUAAUAAGUAUGACAAAAAUCUAUGAAAAAAAAAAAAAAAUAUAUACAAAAAAAAUAAAUAAAUAAAUAAAUUAAUAUAAUAUGACAAGUUAGUGUUUAUAAAACGCAAUAAGCAGUUAAGAAACAUAAAAAUAAAUAAAUAAAUAAAAUAAAAUAACUUACUGAAAAGCAUUGAAAUAAUAACAACAAUAAUGAUAAUGUAGCAAAAGUUCUCACAAAAAUAAAUAGACACAAAAUCAAAGCAAGAGGAACGCUUGAAAGUGAAACGAACCGAAAGGAAAUGAAGUGUGAAACAAGUGAACAUGGAAACCUAACAAACGAAGAAACCAAGUGGCCAAAUGUAUGAACCCGACAAAAGAGAGUUAGAAAGAUAGAAAGAUAGAGAGAGAAAGAGAGAGAGGAGCGAACAACAGAAGCGAGAAGCCAAUUUUUUAAAUACUUAUACAUAUACACACAUAUAUAUAUAUAUACAUAUAUAUAUAUAUAUAUAUAUUUACAUACAUGCAAUGCUUCAACAAACAUGCUUGAGCUAGUGACGUCACAACUGACACUGCGAACGAAGUCACAAGAGCAACUGCUGAUGGAGGACAAAUGCCUAGGCAAUAGAUGCGAAGCGAGCAGCAAGAGGGCAAGAGGUUCGCGAUAUUUUAGUAACACAAAAACGAAAACAAAACAAAAGAAUCAACUAGUUCAAGAUUGAAACUAACUCAAAAUGAUAAACUCAAGCUAAAGAGUAAACGAAACAAACGACACACAACUAAACAUUUAUCAACACUGCUAAAAGCUAAUUAUGAAUACUUAACAAAUUACAAAUAUUGAAUACGCAACUUAGCUGAACUGGCCAAGGAUAAAACACAAAGAUUACGCAUACGCCACGUAGCCACAGCACAGAAAACACACACACGCACACACACACACAAACGAGCAACCCCUGAAAUUGUUUCAUUCUCCUCUUUGCCAUUUUACAACACUUUUGAUUGCGUCCAAGCGAGCUAUAAAUUUUGUUUGCU
Messenger RNA from Drosophila navojoa, 5443 nucleotides. Its product is annotated as neurobeachin. Gene Ontology annotation, molecular function: protein kinase binding. The record is from RefSeq and is a predicted model, not a curated record. Gene Ontology annotation, biological process: intracellular protein localization. Gene Ontology annotation, cellular component: cytosol; membrane. Lineage: Eukaryota; Metazoa; Arthropoda; Insecta; Diptera; Drosophilidae.